AUGACGUGGCAAAUGGAAAAAGAGGGCGAAAUAAGAGUGGGAAACUGGGAAACAGGAGGGCGAAAUCAAGGAAAGUGGGAACUGGGAACCGAGGGCGACAAAUCAAGAAAGUGGGAACUGGAACAGAGGGGCAAAAUCCAAGGGAAGUGGAACUGGGAACAGAGGGCGAAAAUCAAAGGAGUGGGGAACUGGAACAGGAAGGGCGAAAUUCAAAACUGGAACAGAGGGCGAAAUCAUGGUGGGAAACUGGAAAAGAGGGCGGAAAUCAAUAGUGGGGAACUGGAACAGAGGGGCCGAAAUGAAAGAGUGGGAACUGGAACAGAGGGUGAAAACAAGGGUGGGAACUGGAACAGAGGGCGAAAUCAAAAGCUGGAAACUGGAACAGAGGGCGAAAUCAAGAGUGGGAACUGGAACAGGUGGCAAAAUGAAGAGUGGGGGGGUCUGGAACAGAGGGCAAAAUCAAAAGUGGGAACUGGAACAGAGGGCGAAAUAAAGAGUGGGAACUGGAACAGAUGGCAAAUGAAGAGUGGGAACUGGAACAGAGGGCAAAAUCAAGAGUGGGAACUGGAACAGAGGGCGAAAUCAAGGACGGGAACUGGAACAGAGGGUGAAAUGAAGAGUGGGAACUGGAACAGAGGGCGAAAUGAAGAGUGGGAACUGGAACAGAGGGCGAAAUCAAGGACGGGAACUGGAACAGAGGGUGAAAUGAAGAGUGGGAACUGGAACAGAGGGCGAAAUCAAGAGUGGGAACUGGAACAGAGGGAACUGGAACAGAGGGCGAAAUCAAGAGUGGGAACUGGAACAGAGGGCGAAAUCAAGAGUGGGAACUGGAACAGAUGGCGAAAUGAAGAGUGGGAACUGGAACAGAGGGCGAAAUCAAGAGGGAACUGGAACAGAGGCGAAAUCAAGAGUGGGAACUGGAACAGAGGGCGAAAUCAAGAGUGGGAACUGGAACAGAGGGCGAAAUCAAGAGUGGGAACUGGAACAGAGGGCGAAAUCAAGGAUGGGAACUGGAACAGAGGGCGAAAUCAAGAGUGGGAACUGGAACAGAGGGCGAAAUCAAGAGUAGGAACUGGAACAGAGGGCGAAAUCAAGAGUGGGAACUGGAACAGAGGGCGAAAUCAAGAGUGGGAACUGGAACAGAGGGCGAAAUCAAGAGUGGGAACUAGAACAGAGGGCGAAAUCAAGAAUGGGAACUGGAACAGAUGGCGAAAUCAAGAGUGGGAACUGAACCGAGAGCGAAAUCAAGAACAGGGGACGCAUGCUGACCCCAGAAACAUAUCUGCUCCAUUCGCCUUUAUCGUGGGCAUAUCAACAAACUUACAACCGAUGAACGUGUGCUACGAAGAUGCAGGAGGCCUUACCAUUGGGAAACAAAGCCCCAGUGUCGCUAUAGAGCAGGGGUUCUUAACAGGGGGUAUCCAUACCCCUUGGGGAUAUGAGAACCGCAUGCUGGAGAUGGGUUCAAAUUCACCAUAUAGAAAAAUGGAUUCUCUAAGACUUUAUUGA
This is a messenger RNA of Macrobrachium nipponense, 1509 nucleotides long. Its product is annotated as bifunctional endo-1,4-beta-xylanase XylA-like. Bases 1 to 1509 code for a protein of 502 amino acids. The record is from RefSeq and is a predicted model, not a curated record. NCBI's taxonomy places the organism in Eukaryota, Metazoa, Arthropoda, Malacostraca, Decapoda, Palaemonidae. The transcript has 5 exons.